This is a messenger RNA of Asparagus officinalis (garden asparagus), 844 nucleotides long. RefSeq lists its product as uncharacterized. Bases 50 to 844 code for a protein of 264 amino acids. The transcript has 2 exons. The record is from RefSeq and is a predicted model, not a curated record. Lineage: Eukaryota; Viridiplantae; Streptophyta; Magnoliopsida; Asparagales; Asparagaceae.
CAAUAAUGUGUUAGCUUUUUUUGGUCGCUUGUUAAGCUACACGGAUAACAUGUUAACUUGUUGGUUUGUUUCUUCUUACACGACUAGGUAUGAGCGCAUGGUAAAAGAGACAAAUCCCGGCAGUUACAUACAUGUUGACCAGAAUGAGGGGAGGUUUUCGAGACUCUUUGUUUGUUAUGCUGCAUGCAUCAAAGGUUUCUUGAGUGGAUGCAGACCCCUUCUAUUUUUGGACGGUACAUUUUUGAAGGAUCGAUAUAAAGGUAUUCUCCUCUCGGCCAUAGCAUACGAUGGGAACCAAGGUAUAUUUCCCUUAGCGUAUUGCAUAUGUGAUCAAGAGAAUUUGAUGAAUUGGAAGUGGUUCCUCCAAGGUCUAUGGUCCAUACUUUAUGAGAGGGCUGACCCUUACAAUCCUCCCCACCAAUUGGUUAUAAUUUCUGAUGCGGACAAAGGAAUUAAAGAAUCAGUAAAAGAGUAUUUUCCAGAAGCUCUACACUCGAGGUGUGUUCUACAUCUUGUUGAAAAUUUCAGGUUAAAGCUUAAGGACUUGGGUAUGAAGUCGAAGGACACUCAUGUUCUUGGGAACUUACUCCAAAGUGCUUGUUAUAAAUACACAAUAGCAGAAUGGAAUGAGUACAUGAAAGAGAUAUAUGACAUGGAUCCAAGGGCAUACAACAUUGCUAUGAACUACUCUCCUGAUCAAUGGGCAAAUGCAUUCUUCCCGGGAAUAAGGUAUGGGCACGUAACAUCUAAUGUCGCUGAGUCUUUUAAUAAUUGGAUAAGGGAAACUAGAAUGCUACGAAUUCUACAAAUGGUUGAGCAUAUCCGUAAACAGAUAAUGGUCUGA